Messenger RNA from Blepharisma stoltei, 1993 nucleotides. The record is from the annotation of a GenBank genome assembly. NCBI's taxonomy places the organism in Eukaryota, Ciliophora, Heterotrichea, Heterotrichida, Blepharismidae.
AUGGAGAGAUUAUACAUCGUAAUUAUAUUGGCUUUCUUUAUGAUUAUUCCAAUUUGGUUCAUAGGGUACAGUAUCAGACGCUGUAUAAGGCACUGACAUGAUGGUAUCGACCGAACUCAGACCAUUACAAAGAAUUUAGUGAUUAAAUAUAUUUGCAAUAUAUCCUCAGCAAUUUUUAACCUUAUUCAUGUAUUCUAUAUAGUGCCUUGUGAUAUUUAUGAAAUUGACGAAAAAACUGCCAGGAUUAUUUUCUUUACCUGCUUAGGGAUUUCAUGGCUUUUUAGUUUAUACUUACUCCUUUAUUUUUUUAUAAAAAUUAUUGGCGUUGCUAAUAUAAUAAAAAAAAAAAAAAUUAUGAAAAAAUAGAGAAAGGCUAGUAAAUUUUGAGCAUCGGCGUAGAUUACUUACGACUUGGUAUGGACUCAGAAGUUUUUGGCCGAUAAAUAUGCUUUUACAGAUGUGCUUUACGAUUUUCAUCCUGCUUGACCCAAGAGAAAACAGUGAAAUGCUGCAAGAAUGAAAAAUAGCAAGCUUCGUAAUGGGUUGAUGUGCCUCAACAAUAUUAUCGCUGUACUCGUUUUUCAAGCCAAAUGAAUUUACAGUUAUUUACCUAGAGCCUUUGCUAUUUCAAACUCAUAACAAUAAUAUUGCAGGUAGGCAAAACUCUAAAAGGCGGUCAGUAAUAGCACUUGAAGAGCUUGAAACAAAGCUUAUUACGACGUCAAUCAAAGAAUGCAAAGUAAAAACAGAAAAAAAUCGUCAAGUUGUGUAUUAUCAUAUUAUUGUUACAGUAGGAAACGACACCCAUACAGUAAGAAAGACAUACCCUGACUUUGAAUGUUUACACAACAGCUUACGAGAAAAAUUCCCUAAAACUGAAUACCCGAACUUAGAAUUCCCAAAAUUCCCUAUGACAAUGAGUGGGUCUGCUAAAAUUGAUGAAAGAAAGCAUGCACUCGAUGAAUAUUUAGGAAAUUUAUGUUUCCCUGAAUUUAUGAUAGAUGAUUUUUUGAAUUUUUUACAUAUAGAAGGCCAGGGAAGAACAACCUGCAUAGAAGCUCACAAAAAAAUAAUGGGUGAAGAAAGAAGACCAAGCAUUAUAAGCGACACUAUUGCAAGUAACCAUGGAUCUUUUGCUGCUUAUUAUUUUAGUCCUCGAGAUUUUUUAAAAGAUGAUGCAGAACAGCGAAAAUUAAAUAAUUAUCAGCUGCAAUCAUAUAUUAAUUUAAGAAUCGUCAAAUGGGUUGAAGAAAAAGAACAUAUAGAGUAUAUUAUUCAGUGGAAAGCUGUUAAACUUGCAGGGGAAGGAGUUGUUAUGAAAAGGUAUAGCGAAAUUUGGGAUCUUCAUAGAAGGCUUAGAAAAAUAUUAGCCCCUGCGGGGCUUCCAAGUUUCCCUAAAAAGAACUAUAUGCAGACUCUCCGAAAAAAAGACAAUGAAGCGAUUGAUAUUAGGAAGAUAGAGCUAGAAAACUAUUUAGGGCACAUAUUAAAUGAUCCUGCAUAUAUUUGCCAAGAACUCUUGGAUUUCAUUGAGUGUAAACUUACUAUUGAAUCCCUAUGAAAAUGCAAUAAUACGGAGUGAUCAUAUUUAUUGUAUACGCCCAUAUCAUGGGAUAAUGAACUUGAUAAGGAUUCUCAUUUUAUAAUAUAUACUCUUAAAUUCGGGAAAUUUGAGAAAUCUAAAAAAAUUGACGAAUGGACAGUAAAAAGGAGGUAUAAAGACUUUGACCAGCUUAAUAAUUUCUUAAUCAAACGCUCCUCAAGUCCUAUGCUUAACAACUAUUUAAACGUCAGAAAUAACUGGAAACUUAUAAAGCAAACUGAAUCUACUUUUCCAGUACUUCCAGGAAAAUCGUUAACACCUCUGAGUUCUCCAAAAGAAAUCGAUAAUCGCAGACAGGGGCUUGAAGCAUUUUUAGAAGGUUUACUUACAAUCCCUUCAGUUAUUGACGCUUUUGAGUUUAAAUCAUUUAUAAAUGAUUGUGAAGGAUAA